UGUGUUAAACAUCUCUCCAAAAUUAUGUCGUCAAAUUGUGUAAACAAUCUACCUCCAUUUCAAAGAACAUCUUCAAUCAAACGAAAACGUAAUCAAACAAUAAAGUCACUCAAAGGAUUACGUAAACAUACUGGAGAUAGAGUACAUUUAAAAACAUCACAAAAUAAUCGUCAUUUAAAACCACAUCAGAUAGAAUGUGAACGACUCAAAGAAAUUUUGCCAACUGUUGCAAACUGUGAAAAAUUAGAUGAAGUGAAAAUUAUUCAAGAAGCAAUUAAACAUAUAAAUUAUCUGGAACAGGCUGUACUUCAGCGAUUAAAUAUUGUGAAUACACAGACAACAAUAGAAAACAGUAUUUCAAAUUCAUCUUCCUUGCUACCAGCAUUCAUUUUCAAAUUAUUAUCCAGUCGAAAUAAUCCCUCCCAGUCAACACCCGAAAAGAAUCAACCAAUGCAUACACCUCAUACUGAUCCUAAUUAUAAAAAUCAAUUUAUCAGGAAUAACAGUGAUACAAACUAUCAAAACAACAACAACAACAUUUUAUCAAAUAUGUAUGAUGAUGUGUUGAAUUCCAGUGGAAGUACACCAUACCAGACUGAUGAGGAUAUCGACCAAAUGAAUUAACAAAUAUUUUGAUGUUUUGAUAUAACUGUACAGAAAUUCAAAUUUUUAGAACACUGGCGCCUUGUAAAUAAAAUGGCUAAUACUUAAACAAUUAAAACAAUUAAAUUGUAUAUAUAUUAUUGUAUAUAGUGGUAUAUAUAAUUUUUUUGAAUCAAACAAUUAAAAGAGAUUUUCAUGAAUA
Messenger RNA from Trichobilharzia szidati, 805 nucleotides. NCBI's taxonomy places the organism in Eukaryota, Metazoa, Platyhelminthes, Trematoda, Strigeidida, Schistosomatidae. The record is from the annotation of a GenBank genome assembly.